AUGGAUAUUAAUUCUUUACUUUCCCCGGAUUCGAAUCCACCCGCGACUCAAAAUCCUACGAACCCCGGGAUGGAUACGCUGGCAGAUCUUGCUGCCAUGCAGCAUCAUCAGCCGCAUCGUCCCAACGCCCCGAGCUUGCUUCGUAGCACUGAGUCGUACGAACAUCAACUAUCGCCGUCUCCGAUAAACCCCCACAGCAACCAGGCUGUCAACCACAACACGCCAACACCUCGUACAUCAUUCGAUAUUGCGAUGUCAGACGUUCCACAGGAAAGCGCCCAGCGCAACUACGUGCAGACGUCAUUAGAACCAGAAGCUCAGCAAAAGGCAACUAUUCUUUUUACCGAAAUCCAGAAGAACCCCCAUUCUUACGACGCACACGUCCAAUUUAUCGGCGUGUUGCAUGCUGGUUUUAUGAAUCACGUGUACCCUCCGAACGACCCUGAUAUGCACGGAGACCCAAGACUUUAUGAUCUGCUCAAGGACAUGCGCACGGCACGUGAGGAGAUGGACAAGCUCUUCGCAAUGGGUGAGGAUCUCUGGGCCGAAUGGCUUCAGGAUGAGAGCAUGCUAGCCCAUUCGUUAGAUGAGUGCAUUGCUGUGAUGGACCUGUGCAAGCGCUCGGUCGAAGAAGAGUAUGGCAGUACAAAGCUCUGGAUCGUCUAUGGCGAGUGGGUUCUGCAUAUUUACGAAGCUGGCCCUGAAAAGUGGACUGAAGCAGAGCGCACGAAGGCACGUGAGGUUUUCAACAUUCAGACUGUGUUACAAGUGUGGCAGGCCGCUGCAGAGGCUACCAAAUGGAGAAUUAAUGAUAGUCACCUUGUGUGGGAUCGUUUACUUGACCUCUACAUCCGCCACUUUGGCCCUUCACCUUCGCCAAGGGAAAAUGAUCAGCUACUCAAGUUCUACCAAGCCCGCUUGCAAAUUCCGCACGCAACAUGGGAGGAGACAUUUAUCAAAUUCGAAGAAUUCAUCGAUGUUAAUUAUCAGCGCAAUUGCAAGCGUCUGGUGUCAUCAAUUCUUCAUGAUCAAAGAGUCAGGAACUGUUACGCUUCGCGCGCUCCUUUUGAAUCACGACUGAGCUACGCACAGGCAUGUCAGGACAAGACUCUGGAGCGGGAAGUAUGGUCCGAAUAUCUUUUGAUGGAGGCGCGCCAAAAGCGCUCUAAGCUCGAACUGGAAACUGCAUUCGCGCUUUUGAACAGUCUCUACCAGCGAGCACUUCUUCGUUUCCCUGUGGAUGUAUCUCUAUGGGAAGACCUUGUGAUGUUUCUUGUCGACCAGUCAUUGCACCAUGCCAAUCGCCCAAUCCUUGCGACCCUUGAUCGCGCAACACGCCAUUGUCCUUGGUCUGGUGAUCUCUGGUCCCAGUACCUGCUCAGUUUUGAGCGAGAAGAGCGGUCCUUUACAGAGAUUGCGGGGAUUAAACACAAGGCCACAAGCACAGGCCUCCUUGAUGUCGGUGGAAUCGAGGAGGUACUGAAGGUCCAAGCUGCAUGGUGCGGCUAUCUCCGCCGACGCGCCUUCCUCCCAGACUCCCUCGAUGAGGAUAUGGACGUCGCGUCUGUCGGAAUUGUCUCGGCAAAAGAGAGCUUGACUGAAUUAGGUACAAAAAUUUACGGGGCAGCAUAUCAAGGUGACCCUUUAUUUCGUCUGGAACGAAUCCAUAUCCGCUUCCUCAGUGAAAGUGGUAGCUGGGACAGUGCUCGGGAGAUCUUCAAGAGUCUUAUCGCGCAUCGCGGUACCAGUUAUGAAUUUUGGCUCACCUACUACCAAUGGGAGAUCUCUGCGUGGUCCAAGUUCAUUCAAGUAGAAGCGACUGCGGAUGUUUCACGUCGCACUUCUAAUCCGAGCUAUGCAACUGCAGUUUUGAAACAGGCAAGCAAGCGGAAGGACCUAGACUGGCCCGAAAAGAUUAUGCAAGCCUACAUUGCUCACUGUCAGGACUACGAAGAUACAGAGGAGCUGCAAAUCGCUUGUAUCUUAACCCGACGAACAAUGAAGGCUGUGAAUGCACAGAGGGCUCAGGCCCAUGAAGCUGCAGUCGCGGCUGCGGCCUCGGCUGCUCAAUUCGCUCCCCCAGCGGACAAGAGGAAACGCCUCACCGAAGACAAUAACGGCGAGCCCGAUGGCAAGAAGGCACGGAGUGAUGAGCCAGUUUCAGCGGUCGAAAUCGAGCCUGUCGCCCCUGCUUCAGUUGAGCCCGUCCGUGACCGUGAGGGCUCCACCAUCCUAAUGACAAAUCUGCCUCCAGAUGUUACUGAGACGAAAAUCUCAGAAUUUUUCCACCUUGUUAGUUGGGAUGAGUGCCGCGAUGUCAAAAUCUUUCCGCCGGAUGAGGACGAGAAUGAAACGAGAGCGACUGCGGUCGUGGAGUUUUGUAACAAAAGCGCGGCUGUGAGCGCUGCCACCCGUGAUAUGAAGCCAUUCAAUCCCCGGCACAAACAGAGGGAUAUCGUUCGCGUUUACCAAGAUACUGGACUCCUCUGGGUGUCUAAUUUCGUUGACGCCGCGGACGAACAAUACAUGCGCAAUCUGUUCAAGAAGUACGGUAAAAUUGUUGAUGUGCGCUUCCCUUCUUUAGCCAAGCAUAUUCAUCGAAAAUUCUGCUACGUGCAACUCCUUACACUGAAGGAAGCGACGGCUGCUUUGGAAUUGAACGGAAUGAUGAUUGACGGAAAAUUAUUAAUUGUGAAAAUAUCUGCCCCGCCGUUGGAUAAAAAUACCAAGAAAGUCCAAGAUAUUGAGGCUCGUGCGCUGAAGAAAGAUAUUGGCAGUCGUGAGCUGUACUGCAACAACCUUGCCUACAGCUGGACUGACCAAGACCUCAUUGAUGCCUUUGCCAAAUUCGGCACAGUUGAGACGGCAUGGGUUGCAAAAGACCACAAUGGUAGAAAUAAGGGUUGGGGUAAAGUGCGUUUUGCUACGAAGGAGGAAGCCACUUCUGGCCUCGCACUAGACGGUGUAGAGGUCGGACCACGACGCAUCCAUUGUGAACUCGUUAAGGAACGGGGUGGAGAUGGGGACAAGCUUCGCAAGGAAAUCUCCCCCGAUGAAGAGAAUCGGACUAUCGCUGUGUUGAAUUUGCCCGACACUGUCAACCGUGAACGAAUUGCCGCUUUGUUCGAACCAUAUGGAGAACUCGUGAAAGUCGAGAGACAUUUCCAGCACGGAGGUGCCUUCGUCGUGUUCUCUAAUGUCGCUGAUUCUGGCAAGGCGAGAUUGGCGCUUUCCGGUACCAACUUUUCCGGUGUGACGCUUCAAUUCGGCACCGUGAAGGAAAUGAAACGCCAAGGACCGAGUGGAGCUGAGGUGGAGCCGCCAGCUGCCUUGGCUGCAGCUGGCCAUAAUGCCUAA
Molecule: messenger RNA, 3357 nt
Organism: Penicillium taxi
Lineage: Eukaryota; Fungi; Ascomycota; Eurotiomycetes; Eurotiales; Aspergillaceae
Product: U6 snRNP complex subunit PRP24
Exons: 4
Coding region: 1-3357 (1118 amino acids)
Biological process (GO): RNA processing
Cellular component (GO): cytoplasm; nucleus
Molecular function (GO): protein binding; mRNA binding
Source: RefSeq, a predicted model, not a curated record